Molecule: messenger RNA, 4480 nt
Organism: Thunnus maccoyii (southern bluefin tuna)
Lineage: Eukaryota; Metazoa; Chordata; Actinopteri; Scombriformes; Scombridae
Gene: tmem170a
Product: transmembrane protein 170A
Exons: 3
Coding region: 300-716 (138 amino acids)
Biological process (GO): endoplasmic reticulum tubular network organization
Cellular component (GO): endoplasmic reticulum membrane
Source: RefSeq, a predicted model, not a curated record
CAACCUCAACAUUAAUCUUCAUCCUCAAUUGUGUACAGAGUUUAAUAUUUAAUAUUCAGCGUCGUUUCCAACGUCUCAUGUAUUUGUGCACAGCCGGAAGGGCUACUGCCUGACAGACCAACUUCAGGGAAUAAAAUACGUGACAACCACUUCUGUUGACAGCUAACGUUAGCUAAGCUAGCUUGAUGCUAGCUAGUGUUGCGACCAGAUCGCGUCUCACUGAAUCCUUCACCGCCUCUCAUGGUGUCACGUCUGCUCUCCGUCCUUCACUCCUGCAGUGUCGACUGUCGACGUGAGACAUGCAGGACAGAUAUAGUGAGAUCGGCUUCGUCCAGCAAAUACUCGGGUUGAAUUUAGUGCCGAGAAAAAACGGCACACACCGAGGCAACGACACCUCGCUCAGCGACUUCUCAGAGAUGUGGUAUGGGGUGUUCCUGUGGGCAGCGGUCUCCUCUCUGGUCUUCCACCUGCCUGCAGCUCUGCUGUCCCUCGCCACACUACGACAGCACAAGAUGGCCCGUUUCAUGCCCAUCGCCAUCCUCCUCAUGGGCAUCGUCGGGCCAGUAUGCGGAGGAGUCCUCACCAGUGCAGCCAUAGCCGGUGUGUACAAGGCAGCAGGGAAGAGGAUGAUCUCUCUGGAGGCGCUUGUUUUUGGUGUGGGACAGUCCUUCUGUGUCCUCAUCAUCUCCUUCCUCAGGGUACUCGCCACCCUCUAGCAGUGCUGAGGCCUGCCUGGCUGGCUGGACCUGACACCAGUCGUACCUUCUCUCGACGGGACCUGAGUUUAACACUCGACCCUGGCAAAUCCCAGGACACAUGGAGACCAAUCUGGCCCGAGACAUGAUCUCACUACCUGCUGAUGGACCAGGACCAGAAUAAUUUUAAUCAGCUGUUUUGAGAAAGAGCAGAGCAGUGCAAACUGAAGGUGAACUAUGCAGCGCUACACCUUCUGACUUGCUGCUGAGCCUUCUGUAUGAGGUCCACCAUAGGACAGCAUAAUGUUGCAUUCACAUCAUAUGGCAACCACACACUACAGAACAGUUUCUUUUAUUUUUUUUAAACUGAACACUAACCUUGAGCGUUCACAUUGCCAGUACUCCUUUCAGGGUUUGGCAGUGCAUUCCUUAUUUAUUCCAAAGUCAAGAGAAGCCCUUACAGUAAACAAACCUGAUGAAAUAGUGAUUCCUGUAUGAUGUGAAGGCAGCAGGAUGCUCCUCUGUUGGCAGGAGUUACAGGUUAGCAGCAGGAUGGAGUUCUCCCUCUGACACUAACUUCUCUCAGGAGCUGUGUGUGUAUGUGUGUUUGAGUCUGUUUGACUGUCAGAGAGACAGCAGCAGGUGGGCUGACAGGAAGAUGAUGGUAAUAUGCAAGAUUCUGGCUUUUUUUCCUUGAGGCCUUAAUUUCUAUUUUCUAACUUCCAAAGUGGUGUUUAUCUUCAGGGCUGUCUUUCUUUAACACUCUGUCUCUUGCUGCUCCUUUUGCUCUUCCGUUCUUUAUUUUUUUUGUCGAAAUGAAUUCAAGUCGGACUGCCUGUGUGUUAUUAUUAAUUUCCAAAUUAGCUACACCUACAACAUCUUCCCUUCUAACUUACUGUCUUCAGUGUUUGUAUUUAGUUUAGUCCUGGUCAAAGCCCUGCAAACACAGCAUAGAGAAUGUCCUCACAGUCUCUCUGCUCAUCCUCUGGGUUCGUUUGCUGAGAGUGAAUGCAGCAGAUCUUUGAACACAGGGAACGAAGACGGUCCGAUUACUAAACAAACCCCCCCAAAAACUGAGAGGAGCUUUUCAUCUUUUCUUUUCACUCUUUGAAUGAUCUUUUACAGGUGUGUGUCUUUUUGUGACAGUGAACUGAUUUGUAUAUAUAUUCUAAAUUGUGUCCAGGUCUUUGUAGCUUUCAAUCUUUAUGACCAAAUAUGAGAAGCUGUUGUUUUUUCUGCACUAAAUGUGCAUCAGCUGGUUCAAUAGAAGUGUGCUCCCUUGUAGUUUUUAUGAGCUCAUCAAAUUCCCACAGCCUUCAGUGACUGCUUUGACUUGUUUUUGAAUUGGUAUUGUAUAUGUAUCUCCAACAUGCAUAUACAGACAAAAUGUACAUGUUAUCCUUUGAAUAAGCUCACAGGUGAUGCUGUUUCUGUAUUAGCAUCUGCUUAGUAAUGACUUCAAGCUAGCUGUUGACAGCAGAAAUGUACGUGUUGGUCAGACUGGAGUCACUUCUCUUUGAUUUUACAUUGGUUUUCACUUGAUAUUUAAUUUUUUUGUGUCUGUGUCUUUAAGAGAAGCUGCUUCUGUCAACAAUGGAAUGAGUCAUUUCCAAAAACAUCUUUUGCUUCCAUUCAUUUCCAUCAAAUUCUCCUGCUGGGGGGCCCCUGACCCCAAACCACCCCCAGGUUCCACAAGUUAUAGUUUGGUCUCCAUACAAAUAUGAAAUUAGGAAUUGCACACACAGUGAACCUGGAGCCUUUAGGGGCCCGGGGCAGUCGCCAUCUUCGCCCAGUCAAUAAUGGAACAGAGACGAGUCACAUGGCGAAAAUCCAGGAAGAUUGUGUUGAGUGUUGUCAGAACCAAACUUUUUUAAAAAAAAAAAAUGUGGUGCAGAUUGUUUUGCACAUGAAAUUCCAAUUAGAAAUGUUGUUUUCCCGUAUGUCUGCUCAUGUGGCAAUCAUCCUCUCCUCUUAACAGAGCUCAAACAUGACGCAGCCACACCGACUGCUCUGAAAUCUCAACAUCCUGAACUGCAGCUGUAUUUGCAUAUUUUCCUCAUAAUUCCCUCAAAGAAUUUCUUUAACCCUCUCAAACCAAAGAUGGCUUGAAUUCUACAUAUGCACCCUGUACGUCACUGGCUACACUUCAGUCUUCUCUCCAUCUGUUAGUUACAUAAGCGGUGCCUCAUUGGCUCUGUUGCCAGUGCAUGUGAACAAGCAGCAAAACAAAUUAAAGCUAGAAUGUAAUUUUGGCUACACAAAAAUGGUAAAAAUCAGGAGAGGCUAAUAUCAGCAGAUUAUAAAUGACAAGACUACAGAAGUUCAGCAGCCAUGGGACAGGAGUGACAUGAAGACUUUGCUUUUGUUUUCUUGGAAACAUAUUUAAUCGUGGGUCAUCAGCUUUUGGAGCCAUAAAAUGAGAAAAAUUCCUGCCACACAAACACCAUUAACUGCUUAAAAAGUUUAGAUUUUCGUCAAAAAUGUUGUUGAUUUUAUAUUCAGCUGUGAACAGCUCUCUGUACAUACAGUCUGUUGGGGAUGUGCAUGUCAUUUGAGGAGAGAGAAGUGAAAGUACACACUGGAAAAUCAAAGCACUUCAUUGAAAUGUCUGGCUGAUGCAGAAACUAAUGAGCCUUGUGUGAAAUGAAGUCUCGUCAACCCCUGGGCCUUGCUUUUACGCUGUACAUUUUGAAGAAUGUUUAUUUUUUUAUGGUUGUGUAAUUUAGCUGCUUGAGUGUGUGUGUGUGUGUGUGUGUUCUGGUUCUGUUACAGCAGCAGAUAUCGCAGGGUUGACACUAAAACCUUCACAUUGAUCAUUUUAGUCUGGAUAUUUUCUUCAACUGGUACUUAUCACCAAUAGUAACAUACUCAAUUUUUAAUCUGUCCUCCUUGAAACCAAUUGUUAUCCUCAUCAGUUAUCUAACAUGCUGAUUUGACUGAGCUAACUAGCACUUUCAGGACUGGGGACACUCAUUAAACCAAGUGUAUUUCCCAAGAAUUCAUACUCUUUCAGAAAAGCAAAAGGUCAGAGGUCAGACUGCAUGUGUGUAUGUAAACUGUGGGAGGUGGUAAAUGCACAAAGAUACACACUGGACUGUUCAGCGUUAUCCUUUACAUUCGACUUCCAGAUGAGGUGAAAGUACAUGUGCAAAUGUUCUUGGAGCUGCUUAAAGUAGGAGAUACACCAAAAUGUUAAGUCAGAGCACUAAAAGAAGGUGUAUAAAAGGCCCAUUUCCUCCAGGAAAAGAAAAAAAAAGUUAUUAAUAAAAUUACUCAUAAGUCAAAAUCAUGAGACACAAUGCCAAGAUUUAAAUUAUUAGUUCAAAAAUUUCACUCAUUUUUACUUCAGUCAUAAUUUUAAUUUACCAUUAGUAAUUUAUUUUUGUCAUUUUUUUCCUGGCAGAAAUCAGCUUCCAUACAGUCAGUUGUCCAAUACAAUGACUUUGCUUUGAAAAGAGACAACUUAACAUCCAUAAACCCCCUGCCUGUUGAGAUAUUCUUACAAAUAUUUAACAGAGAAAACAUGGUUUAUCUGGAAGGACCAUACUAUAAUAAGUUUACAGGCAAAGCUGAUAAAAUACAGACAGAAUAAAAUGACAAAUGUAAAGGUGAUGCUGGAGUUUCUGCUGUAAUGGAACCAUUUAUUACCAUGUGGUAUUGGCCACAUUCCUGACUGGUUUUGUUCCAUUUUUACCAGAUUCAAAAGGUUUUAAAGGUUGAUUUUACUAUAGUAAAUUAAGUGCCAAUGGUUGAUAUUUUCAUGAAAUAAAAUUGUUUCAACUAUA